AUGUUACCGUACAAGUCAAUGGAAAUGAAAGAUAUCAUAGCUCACGUGAUGGACAAAAGACGAGAAACUUUUGACGCCUUCGAUCUUGACCAUUGCAAUGAUCAAGCGCCUAUUAUCAAAGGUUUUAUGAGAAUAAUCAAGAGUGCCUGGGCACAUGAGCGAGAACAACGACUUACCAUAAAGGAUAUAUAUCAAGAACUUGAUGAUUUGGUUCGAAUUCAUUCGCGUCGAAUACACCCAAAAAGGUCUUCCAGUUAUAUGUCACAAUCCGAACUUUCCACAAAUGACGAUUCCAAAUCAAAAACUUCAUCAGUUAACGAAUGCGAAGAUGAGGUGUUUGCGCUUGAACCAAUACUGUCACUUGAUGAAGCUAUAAAUGCUCACAAACGUGGAGAAAAAGAAAAAGCGUGGAAAUGCUUUGAGAUUCACGCAACAAUUGGUGAUCCGGUAGCGAUUUAUUGGAAGGCGUAUUAUUAUUCACAAGGUUAUGUCGUGGAAAAGAAUAUCAGUGAAGCCUUUAAACUUUAUAAGAAAGCAGCUGAUUCCAACGUACCUGAAGCCCAAUUUCAUUAUGCGAACGUUCUAUUAAGUAUGAAAAAACCAGAGUUUAUAAAUUAUCUCAUGAAAGCUGCUGACAAUGGUUAUGCUAUGGCUCAAUAUACCCUGGGUAACCUUUAUUUAAAUGGUCUUGAGGGUAUAGAGACAAAUAGAGAGAAAGGUUUACGAUACUUGGAAUCAGCUGCUUUACAAAACCAUUCGGAUGCAAUUAAGGAUCUAAAAAAAUUAAGUCCUGGUCUACUAGUAACCGCAGUAUAA
Molecule: messenger RNA, 816 nt
Organism: Funneliformis caledonium
Lineage: Eukaryota; Fungi; Glomeromycota; Glomeromycetes; Glomerales; Glomeraceae
Source: the annotation of a GenBank genome assembly